CAUUACACGCCCUUGCUGCACGUUUGAAUCUUCAUUUUUCUGAUCCAAAAUUGCUUCUGCAAGCUGUCACGCAUAGGACUUUUACCGAUACUGAACUGCCGUCUAAUGAAGGCUAUCGGGUUUUAGGAAAUCAUGCAAUCGGCCUAUAUGUCACUGAAUACCUUCACAUCAAGCACCCGCUUCUUCCAUUAUCUUGCUUACAGAAGGCUCUAACGGGAUAUUGUGGUCAUUUGUCUUUAUCGGCUUUUGGACAAGAAGUUGGAUUACAACAUGUUGUCAGAUGGGUGCCGAUCUCCGAUGAAAAAUUAUUCAAACAUUCUAAACAUUUUGAUAAUAUGGUCACAAACAAACAUAAAUCUGAUAGUUCAAUUAAACCGAGUAAAUCUAAACAAACGAAUAUCGGUACCGUUGUAGCUGGAUCUGUUCAAGCUAUCAUCGGU
Messenger RNA from Acaulospora morrowiae, 440 nucleotides. NCBI's taxonomy places the organism in Eukaryota, Fungi, Glomeromycota, Glomeromycetes, Diversisporales, Acaulosporaceae. The record is from the annotation of a GenBank genome assembly.